Molecule: messenger RNA, 504 nt
Organism: Penaeus monodon (black tiger shrimp)
Lineage: Eukaryota; Metazoa; Arthropoda; Malacostraca; Decapoda; Penaeidae
Product: hyphally regulated cell wall protein 1-like
Exons: 2
Coding region: 1-504 (167 amino acids)
Source: RefSeq, a predicted model, not a curated record
AUGGCGCAUUCUUGCAAAGCACAAUGCGGGCUGGAGUUACGUUCAGACAUCCUGCAAGAUCAGAGACUGCAGCAUGGAAUCCACGGAAGAUGCAAUAAUAAAAAAAAGGAAUUGUUAAGAGGUCACAGGGCUGGAAGAGGGUCAGGGUCAAAGGCUGGAAGAGAGUUAGGGUCAAAGGCUGGAAGAGGGUCAGGGUCAAAGGCUCGAAGAGGGUCAGGGUCAAAGGCUGGAGAGGGUCAGGGUCAAAGGCUGAAGAGGUCAGGGUCAAAGGCUGAAGAGGGUCAGGGUCAAAGGUGGAUAGAGGGUCAGGGUCAAAGGCUGAAGUGGUCGGUCAAAGGCUGGAAGAGGGUCAGGGUCAAGGCUGGAAGAGGGUCAGGGUCAAAGGCUGGAAGAGGGUCAGGGUCAAAGGCUGGAAGAGGGUCAGGGUCAAAGGCUGGAAGAGGGUCAGGGUCAAAGGCUGGAAGAGGGUCAGGGUCAAAGGCCGGAAGACCCUUCUGCCUCUAA